Molecule: messenger RNA, 739 nt
Organism: Umbelopsis ramanniana AG
Lineage: Eukaryota; Fungi; Mucoromycota; Umbelopsidomycetes; Umbelopsidales; Umbelopsidaceae
Exons: 1
Coding region: 285-446 (53 amino acids)
Source: RefSeq, a predicted model, not a curated record
AGCAAUGAGUUUUAUGAUGACUUGAGUCCACUCAAACCUAAUAGGAUAGGUUUCGCUUACAUUUAUGGUUGGCGAGGAAGGAUACCCAUCCUCUUGCUCGUAUGUUGAGUUGACGUUUGCACAACGUGCAACGAUCGGCGUCUCGACCACGGCCAUGUCGAACCAAAGCCUUUCGCCACGAUGUUAGGCAACUAGGGUGAACAUAUUUACUUUGUAUAGAAAAAGGUGGCGGAGGUCAACUUUUUAGACGACGGUGUUCAGCGGCGGCAUAAGGGAGAUUUCAGAUGAAAAAGCUUACAUCGAUCCUUUACAGCUACAAGGUGAUAUCAAUAAUUCCUUGUCAUCAUCCUCUGAUAAACAUAUUCUACAUUGGCGACUGGAUUCAAGAGAGUGUUUGGCAUUUGGAGAGUCUGUCAUGUUGUAAUCAUGCUUUGACGCAAAGAUGAUUGUGCACACGACACUGGAAACUCAGACGGGCUAUUUCUGAUAUGCAAUUUUGUCACAUGCUGGCAUGCGGAUAAACAUUUUAGUCACUUGAAGACGGCAAAAGACAGAAAGAAAAAAAGAAAAGAAAGAAAGAAAGAAAGCAAAGUUGACAGUAAAACCCUGUUGUUCAAGCUUCGACGUAAAAAAAAAAAUAAUGGCUAUGGAGCUAACGACUGCACACACUUUGGGGCAAAAAUGAAAAGACUGGCCAACAUUCACAUGGAGUGUAGUGUAACAAUGAUACUGACUGGUU